AUGGUUGCUAAGCCGAGUGCAGUAUCAUUUUCUGGUGUGGUCGUCAAAGUUGGCACGGAUGUCAGCCGCUUCAAGAAGGGCGACCGCAUCGUCACCAACAGUGCUGGAAGUAUCCGCAAUGAUCCCCGAUUUGGAGCAUACCAGAAAUACGCGGUUACCACGCAAGAAAUGACAGCGAAGAUUGGACAAGUGUCCUUCGAAGCUGCGGUAUCCAUCUCCAGCCUGGCCUAUCCUGCCAGUGCACUUUUUAAACACCUGCACCUUGAGAAGCCAGCAGAACAUACCAAUCCCGAGAACAAGAACAAGAAGGUGCUUAUCUGGGGCGCUUCUUCUUCUUUCGGCGCCUACGCAACCUAUCUGGCUGCUAGAGCAGGUUAUACAGUGGUGGGCGUUGCGUCUUCCCAGAAUGCGCAGCUUGUGAAGUCCUUCGGUGCUGUGCACUUUGUCGACAGGAAAUCACCGACAGCAACGCAAGAGCUCAUAGAUAUAGGACCUUUCGAAGCCGUCUUGGCAGCUGCUGACGCUGCCCAGGAUCAGCCUGUGUUGGGAGCUGUCUUGGCUGCGCACGGAGGGGGCUCUUUUCUGUCGACAAUGGGCUUGCGACCCGGUGUGGAGCUGCCCCCUGGAGUUGAAGCAAACUUUGUGGCGAUCAUGGAUGUCUACCUUGACCCCAAGACACGCGACUUUACCACGUGGGUGUGGUGGGAUUUCUUGGAAAGUGAGCUCGCGGCUGGGCGCCUGCAGCCUGUGCCCGUCCAUGUUCUUGGUGGCCUGGACAUGGUGCAAGAGGCAUGGAAUCUGCUCAAGGCGGGGAAACGUCGCGGCGUUUCCGUGCCUUCCUUUUACUCUGAACCUGAUGCCGACACAUUACAUGACAAAACCGGUCUGGAGGCUUUCCGCAUUGCGGGUCUGCCACCGGAUUUCUACUAUAUCCCCAACUUCAUUAGUCAUGAGGAGGAAGCGUCGAUUUUGCAUAAGAUCCCCGCCCAAAGAUGGACCCACCUCACGCACCGCCGCCUCCAAGCCCUCCCCUCAACACUCACAUCCAACAACACGCUCCUCGCCGCCCCUCUACCUACUUACCUCACCACACCCAUUCUACCCCGCUUCAAAGACUUGGGUAUCUUUGAUCACACGCCACAUGGGCAGCCAAACCAUGUUCUGGUAAACGAGUAUAAACCCGGUGAGGGCAUCAUGCCGCAUGAAGACGGUGGAGCGUAUGCUGAGGUCGUUGCGACGGUUAGUCUGGGAGGGGCGCUGUGUUUGGAUGUGCUGGAGAAGGGUGGGGAUGAGGGAGGGAAAGAAGAGGGGAAAGGAAUGAAAAGUGGCGAAGAUGAAGAACUUUCCCAGCCUCUUAACGCAGACGCAGACGGACAAGAGCAUGAAACCAAAGAAAAGAUGCUCUCACUCCCAAUCCGCAUCUUCCAAGAACCCCGCUCCUUACUCAUCACCACCGGACGGGCCUACAGGGAUCUCAUGCACGGUAUCGCGUCAAUCGAGAUUGAUGAAGAUUUGAACGCCGAGACGGUGGCGAAUUGGGAGUUGUUGAGUGAGGAAGGGAGGAAACAGGUUGAAGAGUAUGGAGGAAGGAAUGUGAGGGAGGCGAGGGUGAGUUUGACGUAUAGGGAUGUGAUUAAGGUUAGUAAGGCUGCGAGUAGGGUUUUGGGUGGGAUGGGUAGGCGGUAG
Alternaria novae-zelandiae is the source of this 1686-nucleotide messenger RNA. RefSeq lists its product as uncharacterized. The record is from RefSeq and is a predicted model, not a curated record. The coding region runs from base 1 to 1686 and encodes 561 amino acids. The transcript has 5 exons. Gene Ontology annotation, molecular function: oxidoreductase activity, acting on NAD(P)H. Lineage: Eukaryota; Fungi; Ascomycota; Dothideomycetes; Pleosporales; Pleosporaceae.